Molecule: messenger RNA, 4390 nt
Organism: Hypomesus transpacificus
Lineage: Eukaryota; Metazoa; Chordata; Actinopteri; Osmeriformes; Osmeridae
Gene: wfs1b
Product: Wolfram syndrome 1b (wolframin)
Exons: 10
Coding region: 438-3062 (874 amino acids)
Biological process (GO): calcium ion homeostasis; endoplasmic reticulum unfolded protein response
Cellular component (GO): endoplasmic reticulum membrane; endoplasmic reticulum
Molecular function (GO): protein binding
Source: RefSeq, a predicted model, not a curated record
UUUAGAUGGACUGCGAGUAGUGGAGUAAAACUAGAUCGGUCUCUGUAUCUCCCAGCUGUUAAAAGUAAAAGGAUGAAUGAGAAUAUUCUUUGAACCUCGGGAGCUUUCUACAAGUUCCCUGGUGACUGGAUGAAACGAAGCUAAAUUAUUGACAAAAGACAUGGAACCAUCAUCCCCUGGCACCACACCUACCCCAAAGCUUGUUCCGUCCCCCCCGCCAGCCUCCACACCUACCCCCAGGUCUACCCCUGCCAGCCCUACCACACCUCUGCCUCAGUCCACUACCCCUUCCUCAAUCCCUCCAGUCUCCCCCUCCUCCCCCUCUCGCCCCGCUUCUGCCUCGCUCUCGCCCCCCUCACCCGCACUCUCCAGCCCCUCUGCUUCCCCCCCGCCCCAGCCCGCCAGACCAGGGCCCCAGGGGGGGCGAUCGCGGCUCAAUGCCUCCCCCGGAGAUGCCCCCAGAGAUGCCCAGCCCAGGCCCCCCCCAGCCCCCCACACGGCCCAGCCCACCAGCUGAACCAGAGGAGCCAGAAGAGGAACUAAGUAUACAUGAUCUGGAGGAGAGAGCCAAGUCUGGAGAUGCCAAAGCACAAACCCGGAUGGCACGGUACCACCUUGCCCUGGCUGAGGAGGGGGAUGAGGAGCUGAACCACUGCACUGCGGUCACCUGGCUGGUCCAGGCCAGCAAACAGGGACGCAAGGAUGCUGUCAAGCUGCUGCAGCGCUGCCUGGCCUCCCGGAAAGGCAUCACGGCGGAGAACUUUGAGGAGGUGAAGAAGCUGUGUACGGAGACUCGCUUUGAGCGAGGGGUGAGGAAGGCGGCCCUGCUCAUGUACUGGAAGCUCAACCCUGACAAGAAGAAGAGGGUGGCUGUGUCGGAGCUGCUGGAGAACGUGGGCCAGGUCAACACUGACCCAGACGAGCCUGCCUCCCCAGGGCCCAUCUCCAGCUCCACCCAGAAACAGAGGAGGGUUCUGGAGAGCCUGGUCAGCAGUGACUCCAGUUUCGAUGUAGGUUUGGAUGACUUUGUGGAGAUCACUAAGAAGUACGCCCAGGGCAUCCCCCCCACUCCUGUCAUGGCAGGCACAGGGGGCGACAACGACGAUGAUGAUGAUGAUGAAGCUGUGAAGAAUCCAGACGAGCUGCCCCUUCACCAGAAGGUGCUGAAGUUUCCCCUCCACGCCCUGCUGGAGAUCAAGGAGCACCUGAUCGACUGGGCGUCGCGGGCGGGCAUGCAGUGGCUCAGCGCCCUCAUCCCCACGCACCACGUCAACGCCCUCAUCUUCUUCUUCAUUAUCAGCAACCUCACGGUGGACUUCUUCAUCUUCCUCAUCCCGCUGCUGGUGUUUUACCUGUCCUUCUUCUCCAUGGUCAUCUGCACGCUGCGGGUCUUUCAGAACUCGAAGGCGUGGGAGAACUUCCGGGCUCUGACAGACCUGCUAGCCCGCUUUGAGCCGGGUCUGGACCUGGAGCAGGCCGAGACCAACUUUGGCUGGACCCACCUGGAGCCAUACCUGUACUUCCUGGUGUCGGUGGUCUUUGUAGUCUUCUCCUUCCCUGUGGCGGACAAGGACUGGGUGCCCUGCUCGGAGCUGGCCACCGUGGCCCUGUUCUUCACCGUCACCUCCUACCUCAGCCUCCACGCCUCCGCCCAGCUGUUUGCCCGCCGCGCCCUGCUCACCGAGGUCCUCUCCGGGGCCUGCGCCCUCACCCGCCUCCUCCCCGAGUCCCUGUGGGCCCUGCGGGCGCUGGGCACCACCGUGGUGUCGGUGCCCCUGGGGGACAUGGUGUCUGUGAACCUGGGCCUGCCCUGGCUGCUGUACGCCCACCUGUUCUACCUGCUGUUCCGCAUGGCCCAGCUGCGGGGCUUCCGGGGCAUCUACCUGUGCCUGGUGCCCUACCUGGUGUGCUUCACCUGGUGCGAGCUGUGCCUGGUGCUGCUCCACUCCUCCUCGGCCCUGGGCCUCAUGCGCACCUGCGUGGGCUACUUCCUCUUCCUGUUCGCCCUGCCCGUCCUGUCGCUGGGCGUGGCCGCCAUGGUGCUGACCCAGCUGCUGCAGUGGUUCCUGGCCCUGGAGCUGGCCAAGAUGGCGGUGACGGUGACGGUGUGCGCCGUGCCAGUGGUGCUGCGCCUGUGGACGCGCUUCAGCCUCAACCCGCUGGCGGUGGCGCGCUCGCUGUCGCGCAGCAGCGUGGUCAAGCUCAUCCUGGUGUGGCUGAGUGCCGUGGUCAUGUUCUGCUGGAUGUACGUGUACCGCUCUGAGGGCAUGAAGGUGUACAACUCCACCCUCACCUGGCCCCAGUACGGCAACAUGUGCGGGCCGCGGGCCUGGCGGGAGUCCAACAUGGCCCAGACCCAGAUCCUCUGCUCCCACCUGGAGGGCCACCGGGUCACCUGGACCGGAAGGUUCCGCUACGUGCGCGUCACCGACAUUGAGAACGGAGCCCAGUCGGUCAUCAACCUGCUGCCCGUGUCCGUGGGCAACUGGAUACGCUGCCUGUACGGGGAGGCGUACCCGCCGUGCGACCAGGAGGCCGCCCCCGCCCCGCUCCCCGCCCCCAUGCCCCCUCCCCUCGACCCCCUCUGCAAGCUGAAGGCGCUGGCCAAGCACGAGUGCCACGUGAAGCGCUUCGACCACUACAAGUUCGAGGUGACGCUGGGCAUGCCCCUGGAGCGCACGGCCAGGAACGGCACGCUGGUGGAGGACGAGGACGCCACCAAGGACAUCGUGCUGCGGGCCAGCCACGAGUUUGGGCCCGUGCUGCUGCACCUGAGCACGGGCAGCCUGGUGGAGUUCAGCACGGUGCUGGAGGGACGGCUGGGCUCCAAGUGGCCUGUGUUCGAGCUCAAGGCCAUCCACUGCCUGACCGGCGGCGGCGGCGACGCCCGCGCGCCCAGCCGCCGACGCCAGUACAAGAUCGAGCACGACUGGCGGCGCUCGGCCCAGCGCGCGCUGCAGUUCGCCUUCGACUUCUUCUUCAGCCCCUUCCUGUCCGCCCAGCUGGAGCAGGAGGCGGACGGAGGCGCCGAGACUGAAGCGGGGGAGCAGGGGGGAGGGUAGGAGGGAGGGAGGCCUUGUAGCUGCCUGUCCUUAGCUGCUUGAACAGAUCUGAGAGAUCCCCCAAGUAGUGCUCUGCAGAAUGUAUAGGACAUCACUGUACACCGUGUGUGUGUGUGUGUGUGUGUGUGUGUGUGUGUGUGUGUGUGUGUGUGUGUGUGUGUGUGUGUGUGUUUGUGUGUGUGUUUGUGUGUGCGCGCGCGCGCGCUGGUGUGCAUGUUUUAUAGUGUGUCAAUGGAGCCAGAUCAUUUGAGGAGGAUAUACUGAAUAUAACGCCACUAAAACACACUACGCACUGUAGUGCUGUAGUACUGUAGCACUGUAUUACUGUAGUGCUGUAGCACUGUAGUACAGUAGCGCUGUAUUACUGUAGUGCUGUAGUACUCUAGAAAGUACAGUAGCCACUCAUACAGUACUCAUAACCGCUCAGACACAAACACACACUAAGCACUGCCCCCCCAGCCACAGCCACUGUGUAGUGUCCAGAUAUUUCAGAGAGAGUGUGUCGAACAAGCUACCUAACCUCAAAAGGAUCAGUCCAAAAUUCCAAAUACAUUACAGAUAAGGUAUCUAUAGUAGUCUCCCAUUCAUCAUGGAGUCCUUUUUUAUUUCCUGUUUGACUUAUGUUUGUUAGUAUACAUUGAAGUUUAAUUUUUUAUUAAAUUGUCAUGUCCUAAAUCAUUUGUUUCAAAUAUUUUUGAAAUGUUUUCUUAGUUAUUUUUUCUGUUUAAUUGCAGGUAAAUGCAUGGAAAUAAGUGCUGUAAACCUUAAACUAUUUUAUGGUUGGUGUCCUUUUUAAAAUGGGACACAAGGACACAUUUAGAUUGGUUUUUGUUGUUGUGGAGCUUGAAUUAUUAUUGUGGCUGUUUGGCACAACGCAUAUGUUGUGAAUGUCCCCUAAUUUAAGGAGGUCUCUUAAGUGCCUUGUUUUUCUACAACUAUUGGAAAUUCCAGUCAGCCUGUGCUUAUGGGGAAAUGUAGUUCAUUAGAGGGUCAAACUGUGGUCAAUUCACAAACAGGCUCGCCACUGUACUUAACACUAAGUGUGUUAGACUAAAUCAUGUUUCUCACCCAUAACUUUCUGCAUCUUAGCCCACCUAUUGAAAAGUGAUCUUGUGUCCAAUUGGAUUCCUUUGUGUGCCUUAUCUAUCGUUUCUGCAUGUUUCUGUACCUUCUCCUCAUCUUCCGUUUCCUUCUCCUCUUCCCCCUUCUCUCCUUUUUCCCUGCAGUGUGGGGUUUUGAUCACAUGAUUGUAGUCUUUUUCACUCUGCUGAGGUAAAUUGUGACAGGUUGUCACUACUGUAACCCUCUAUUGUGACCAAUAAAGUUGC